AUGUGCGACAGAAUGCCAGACCUGCUGGCUCGGGUGGGGCUUGGGACGGAGGCGGAGGAGGUCUGGAAGCAGCAGGCUCGGCAGCAGGGGAAAGACUUGGUCGGGAACAUGCGUAUGUGCUCUGGAGAAGGGGUUAUCUCGUGCUUAAAUCUGCUGCAUGAGACGGAGCAGGCGACCAAAGAGGAGGGAGUGGAUAGCAGUAGCAGCGGUGGCAGCAGCGGUGGCAGCAGCAGCAGCAGCGGUGGCAGCAGCAGCAGCAGCAGCAGCAGCGACAGCGGCAGCAGCAGAAGGGGGAAGCGGCCAGUGGUGGCACUCCUGUGGCUGGCAGGCAGCCACGUGGCGGAGCGUGAUUGGCAGGAGCUUCUGGCGGAGGUGAAUGAGAGCGGGUCGCUGCGGCUGCUGUGUGCUGAUGGCUCAUGCUCCGAUAUCCGCCUGGACUCGCUCUGCUGGUAUGCUACCCUCUGCCGUGACUGCAUGCUGCUGCCACCUGGCUCUCUCUGGCUGCGUCAGCACCGCACUGAUGACGUGGCAUGGCUUGCAGGGCUCAUGGCGCGCCACGUCCUCAUGCACACGUGGAACAUCUCCCUCCCGUUGGCGCAACCUCUUUCCCCUCCUCCUCCUCCGCCUCCUCCUCCUCUGGAGCAGAGGGAGACGCAAGAGAAUACGCAGUGGUCGGGAUGGGUGCAGCUCUUCUCACAUCUGUCAAGAAAGGUCACCUUUCACAUGCACCGGGUCCUCCUCCACAUCAGCCACUCACUGCCUGCCACGUCACAUGCUGCUGCCACAUCACACACUGCUGCCACGUCACACACUGCUGCCACGUCACACACUGCUGCCACGUCACAUACUGAUGCGCCUGCCACGUCAGCUCCCGAAGCUGCAACCACCACUGCCGCUGUCACGAGAACUGGCAUCAACACCAUCGUCACACACCCUUCCUCCAUCCCCUCCAUCCCUUCCCUCCCCUCCCCUUCCUCCCUCCCCUCCCUCUCCUCCUCUUCCUCCCUCUCCUCCCUCCCCCACCUCUCCUCCCUCUCCACCUCCUUCCCCUCCUGCGACUCCCUCGCCCCCCUUUCCUCCUCCUCAUCUUCCUCCCCCUCCUCUCCCUCCUUCCUCUACCCCUUCUCCCCUCCCUCCACCCCAGCCCCCGCCACCACCACCACCACCGGCUCCAGGUCAGCUCCUCUCCACCCCUUUCACACCCUCUCCACCACUCUCACAUCAUCUCCACCCUUUUCACAUCUUCUCCCCUCUCCUCCUAGCCCCCCGGGCCCCCCUCCCCCACCUCCUCUUCCGCCUCCCGCACCCCCCCCGACCCACUACCCCUUACUGCCCCCAUUUGGGGAUCUCAACUCCCCUGCAUCCCCCCCUCCCUCCCCCCCUUCACCACCAUCUCCCCCCGUUCCUCCUCCCUCCCCUCCCCUGCCUUCCCCCCCUCCUUCCCCCCUUGCCCCUCCUUCCCCUCCCUUUUCUCCUCCCUUUCCGCCCCCAUCACCUCCCUCCCCCUUUCUCUCCUCCCCUCUGUCCCCCCCUCUUGGUGAUAUGAACUCCCCCACCUCCCCUCCCCCUUCCCCUCCCCGACCCCCCUCCCCCCCUGCUCCUCCCCCUGUCCCCCCUUCUCCUCCAGCCCCCCCUUCUCCCUCUCCAGAUCUCGCCCCUCCCCCUCCAAACCUCGCUCCCCCUCUACCCCUCCCCCCCACAGCCGCGCUCCCCCCCUCCUCUCCGCCUUCCCCUUCGCCCUCAGCGCCCCCUCCCCAAGAACCCCCUGCGCUUCCUUCCCCUCCCCCUCCUCCCCCUUCCCCCUCCCCGUCCCCUCCCCUAUCCCCCCGCCCCCCUCGCAUUCCGCCUAGCCCACCCCCCGUCUCUCCCCCUUCCCCUGCCUCUCCCCCGCCUCCCUUCCCCUCCCCCCCUGCGCGCACACACCCCCCACCUGCCAACUCUAACGAUAUGGGUAAUGCCACAGAGCCUCCCCCUCCUUCACUCCCUAAUCCCCCCCCUCCCUCACUCCCUAAUCCCCCCCCUCCUCCUACUCUUCUCCCCCCUCCUCCUGCCCCUGCUCCCCCACCCUCCCCAUCCCCUCCACCCCACUCUCCCCCAUUUCCCCCCACCCCCCCGUCCGUCUCACCCCCCUCACCUCCCCCCUCUCCUCCUUACACCCUCGGUCCUAUCCUCCCUGCUCCCGUUCUCUCCCCUCCCCAACCCCCUCCCUACCCCCCUCCCCAACCCCCUCCGCACCCCCCUCCUCCUUUCCCUCCUCCAGGCUUCCCCCCUUCUCCCCCCAUUUCUCUCCUCCCUCCCUCGCCUCCAAAAAAGCCUUCCCCCCCUCUCUCUCCUCCCUCCCCCCCCUCCUCUCGUACCCUCACCACCCCUCGCAAAGCCACCUGCCAACUCUCCCGCAACAGAACCCCCGCCACGCCAAAAGCACCUGAAAAACCACCUGCGCCAGCACCAGCAGCACCGCCGCCACACCCGGCGUUCCUACCCCACCCCAACUCCUCCCACGCCCCUGUCACCAUCUGGAGCCCUCCCCCCUCGCCUGUGCUGCCGCCCCCUUCGCCUGUGCUUCCGCCCCCUUCGCCCGUGCUGCCGCCCCCGUCGCUUCCGCUGCCGCCCCCACCGCCGGAUAGCAGAAAUUGUCCCCCCUGCCCAAACACCUACGUCCUCCUCCCCUCCCCCACCCCCUCCUCCGCCUCCCCCGCCGUCCCCCCCUCCGCCCCUCCGCCCUGCACCUGCGGUCUCCCCAUGACCGUGGUCAUGAAGCUCUAUUGCGGCUUCGAUUCCUUCCUCCUCAACCUCCCGGCCUUCACUGCGCAGACUGCCACUUCACUCGUACUACAGAAGGAACAAGUGGAGCUCUAUUGCGGCUUCGACUCCUUCCUCCUCAACCUCCCCGCCUUCACUGCCCAGACGGCCGCCUCGCUCACACUUGUGAAAGAGCAAGUGGAGGUGAGUCAGCGGGUGUGCGGUUGGGCUGAGUGGGUUAUUCACCCUGCGGCCUCCCUUCCCAUGGUGGUGGUCAUGAAGCUCUAUUGCGGCUUCGAUUCCUUCCUCCUCAACCUCCCCGCUUUCACCGCCCAGUCGGCAACCUCCCUCGCACUGCAGCAAGAGCAGGUGGAGGUGAGUCAGUCAGCGGCUCUAUUGCGGCUUCGAUUCCUUCCUCCUCAACCUCCCAGCCUUCACUGCCCAGACGGCUACCUCCCUUGUGCUGCAGAGGGAACAAGUGGAGGUGAGUCUCAGCUGAAUGCAAGCUCAUUCUCUGUUCACACCUUCGGCCUCCCCAUGCUGGUCGUCAUGAAGCUCUAUUGCGGCUUCGAUUCCUUCCUCCUAAACCUCCCCGCCUUCACUGCCCAGACGGCUACCUCCCUUGUGCUGCAGAGGGAACAGGUGGAGCUCUAUUGCGGCUUCGACUCCUUCCUCCUCAACCUCCCGGCCUUCACUGCUCAGACGGCUACCUUGCUCACGCUUGAGAAGGAGCAAGUGGAGCUCUAUUGCGGCUUCGACUCCUUCCUCCUCAACCUCCCGGCCUUCACUGCCCAGACGGCUACCUUGCUCACGCUUGAGAAGGAGCAAGUGGAGGUGUGGACAGUCAACUAUGACCCUGAUCCUGCCCCUCUUCCCCCACUUGUAACCCGGUUACCACAUGCCGUGCAGUCCUCCUCCUCCUCCUCCUCCCGCCCGCCACCUGCCACAGCCGCCCGGCAGCAGCCAAUCACGGACCGGCUGAGUGCAGCAGAGGUGGAUCGCAUCCGACGGCUGCUGUUGAGCGGAUCGCUGGUGCUCGACCGGCAGCUGUUUGGGGCGUAUGAGGUCAUUCUGGUGCUCAAACCAGGUGAACGCCCGCCUCUGCCCCCGCCUCUGCUUCCCCCCUCCACCUCUCCCGCCCCUCCUACCUCCUCCUCCGCCUCCUCCUCCUCCCCGUUCUCCCCCUCGCCUCCCUCCACUCCACCCCCUCCUGCCCCCGGGGGCAUGCCUUAUUGGAAGGUCAUGCUUAUGAUCGUUCUCCCUGCGUUGAUCCUCGCGAUUAUUACUCUCUGUGUGGCGGUGUG
Molecule: messenger RNA, 4046 nt
Organism: Closterium sp. Naga37s-1
Lineage: Eukaryota; Viridiplantae; Streptophyta; Zygnematophyceae; Desmidiales; Closteriaceae
Source: the annotation of a GenBank genome assembly